AUAUUUAUUUAUAGGUACACAAUUGCGAACACGAUAUGUUGGUCUUAAUGAAAUAAAUGAUUUAUUCAGCUGUAUUUUACGACGUGGAGUAAUAUCUGAUGAUGACAUUAUUAUUGGUGCAAAAAAGUUGGCGGAUGAAUUUGAAGAUUUUAAUCCAGCUGAGCUAGCAAGGCAAAUUGAAUCAUUUAAUAUUCUGUUUUCUUCUGAGCUUGAAUCCUGUAAUAGUGUUUUUGAUAUGACUAAAUUAUUGGUUAUUGAGAAUUAUAAUCUAAUUACUAGUUUUCCAGACCUAUUAACAACAUUUUAUUUAUUUCUUACAUUACCAGUAACAGUAGCCAGUGCAGAAAGGUCAUUUUCAAAGCUCAAAUUAAUUAAAAGCUACCUUAGAAAUACUCUGUCUCAAACACGUUUGAGUGGUCUCGCAAUGAUAUCAAUUGAAAAUGAACGCGCCAAAAAGUCGAACAUGUCAGCAUUGAUAAAGUCAUUUGCACAAGAUC
This is a messenger RNA of Cinara cedri, 497 nucleotides long. The record is from the annotation of a GenBank genome assembly. NCBI's taxonomy places the organism in Eukaryota, Metazoa, Arthropoda, Insecta, Hemiptera, Aphididae.